Molecule: messenger RNA, 3976 nt
Organism: Corticium candelabrum
Lineage: Eukaryota; Metazoa; Porifera; Homoscleromorpha; Homosclerophorida; Plakinidae
Product: probable ATP-dependent RNA helicase DHX37
Exons: 29
Coding region: 583-3708 (1041 amino acids)
Biological process (GO): maturation of SSU-rRNA from tricistronic rRNA transcript (SSU-rRNA, 5.8S rRNA, LSU-rRNA)
Cellular component (GO): nucleolus; intracellular anatomical structure
Molecular function (GO): RNA binding; helicase activity; ATP binding
Source: RefSeq, a predicted model, not a curated record
GCCAGUGUUCAAAAACCAGUGGAAUACAUGUUACAUCAGAUCCUGCUAUAGACUGCUGUUGACCAUCUUUUGUCAUUUUGCGUUUUCUCUCAACUCAACUGCAUAACCUGAUACUUUGGCAGCUGAUUGUACGGUGUCACAAGAAAGUGGAUGAGCAAGUGAAAAUGUCCACGUCUUUUGUCAAGUGUCCAGUGGGAUCAUGUGUUGUUAUAUCCGGCCUGUUCUCAGAGUCAGUAUACCUUUUUCUUGGCUCAACUUCAUGAGGAAUAUUUAACUCGUCUAAACAUUUAGCCCAAGUUGGGACACAUUUGUAUUGUGUUGCCAUACUGGUCCACCACCAAACUUGCAGGUCAAUAGAUGGUAACCAUGUUCAUCAAGGCUUGUACCACAAUCACACUUGGUAACAAUACGACUUGCAGACAGACAAAUAGAGAGAUAGACAUCUGAAAACAAAGACAUGUGAGAGCUCGUCUACUAGAGUCCUUGUCACAGCACGCCAUUAGUCCACAGGAGUCACUAUUACUGAAACCAACAGUUUCUAUUGCUAAUGCAAAGGAGACACGUAGGGGGCUUGAAAGAAGGAUGGAGGUAGAGCAACUAAGCAGCAAGUUAGACAUUGAAGUAAAGUCAAGGAAAAGUAGAAAGCGAAAACAAACUGAGUCAUGUCUAGUAGCUAAAGAGAUUCAUAAAGUGAUGAAAACAAAAAUUGAGUCUUCGUCAUCAAAUGAGUCAAGCUAUGGUGAUGAUGAGGACCACAAUGAGGAUGAGGAUGACAAUGAUGCCGUCAAUGAUGAUAACAACAGCAGUGGAAAGGACAUGAAAACAGCAGAAUUGGGACAGACAGCAACACAGACGGUGUCAGCAGCAGUAAAAUAUGACAAAUUAAGCAAAGAGUCUGAAAAUAUGAUGAUAACUAGUGAUGAAAAUACAUUUGAAUGUCAGCACAAUCUGCAGUCUUGUCGUGUGACAUCUGAACGUGAACCACAAUCAGCUGUGGUCGUAGCUUUGAAUAGAGAUCCUCAAAUUCAGAUGGUUAGGCUCCAACUCCCCAUCGUAGCUGAAGAACAGGCCAUUAUGGAGGCUAUUUAUUACAACAGUGUAGUCAUUAUAUGUGGUGAGACAGGAAGUGGCAAAACAACACAAGUCCCACAGUUUUUGUAUGAAGCAGGUUAUGGCAGCAAGGAGUCUCCAGGUGUACGAGCGGGUGUCAUUGGUGUAACUGAACCAAGGAGAGUUGCAGCUGUCAGUAUGUCUAAGAGGGUGGCCCAGGAGAUGGCUCUUCCCACGAGUGUAGUAUCAUAUCAAAUUCGUUAUGAAGGAAAUGUUACUGAGAAGACAGCUAUCAAGUUUAUGACAGAUGGCGUGUUACUGAGAGAAGUAGAGCAGGACUUUCUUUUGUCUAAAUAUUCAGUUAUUAUCAUAGAUGAAGCUCAUGAACGAAGCGUGUUUACAGACAUUAUGAUUGGACUUUUGUCUCGAAUUGUACCACUACGAGAGAAAAAAGAGAUGCCACUGAAGUUGGUUAUUAUGUCAGCUACUCUAAAAAUUGACGAAUUUACAGAAAAUAAACUACUUUUUCCAACUGCUCCAGUAGUCAUCAAUGUGGAAUCACGUCAGUAUUCUGUCACAGUUCACUUCAACAGAAGAACUCCUAAUGACUAUGUUAAUGAAUCAUUUCGGAAAGUUUGCAAGAUUCACAGGACAUUGCCUGCUGGUGGCAUUUUGGUGUUUGUGACGGGACAGCGAGAGGUAGAACAUCUCUGUCGGAAGUUAAGAAGACAGUUUCCAUCAAAAUUUGGUCAGACAUCAGCUACAGCAAUUUCCAGGAAAAUGAAGCACAAGAAGCGUCAUGUGAAACGUUCUAUUGUGAAAGUCAACUUAGAUGACUAUUCUACAGAGCCUACCAUUCCUUUGAGGCCAGACAGUCUAGAUGAUGGUGAAAUUGCAGAUGUAGAGUGUAGCAGUGAAUCUGAGGAGUCUGAUAACGGUUUAUUGGAAGGAGAUGGUGACCUACCUUUACAUGUACUCCCUCUCUACUCACUUUUGCCAUCUGAUAAACAAGCAAAGGUAUUCAAGGUGCCACCCACAGGCUAUAGAUUGUGUGUAAUUGCAACAAACGUUGCAGAAACAUCUAUAACAAUCCCACAUGUGAAAUACGUUGUUGACAGCGGAAUGGUAAAACAGAAGGUGUAUGAUAAUGUUACCGGCAUUUCAACUUUUAGAGUGACUUGGACUUCAAAGGCAUCUGCAAAUCAGAGAGCUGGACGAGCUGGCAGAACAGAUGCUGGCCACUGCUACAGGCUGUUCUCUUCAUCUGUAUUCCAACAUCAUUUUCCAGAGUUUGCUCGUGCUGAAAUCAGUGGCAGACCAGUAGAUGAUCUUAUUCUACAAAUGAAGAGUAUGGGAAUAACUGUGGUUGAAAAUUUUCCAUUCCCAACCCCUCCAAAGGAUGAAGCUAUUAAAGCUGCUGAGCAAUUGUUGGUAAAUCUUGGUGCAUUAAAAGAGGAAAAGACAAGUUCAGGAUCAGUGCAGCGGAUUGUGACAAGUUUGGGUCUUGUUAUGGCCAAGUUUCCUGUUUCUCCACGCUGUGCUAAGAUGCUGACACUCGGACACCAAAAUGGUUGUUUGCCAUAUAUUAUUGCUUUGGUGGCUGCUCUUAGUGUCAAGGAACUUUUCAUGGACUCAAAUCUACCAACAUCAACAUCAGCUGACAUGAGUGAAGAACAACAUCAAGAAAGACAAUAUAGUUUAAGAAAACGAUGGGCUGGCCAGGGAGGAGCAGAACUUCUUGGUGAUUUGAUGGUUUUGCUACGAGCAGUUGGUGCUUGUGAAUACUCUGGCAAUAGUGAAAAAUUUUGCUCAGAAAAUGGCAUUCGCUACAAAGCAAUGAGUGAAGUGAGAAGACUGCGACUGCAACUGACCAAUGCAGUCAAUGGCGUUGUUGAGAGUUCGUUUCUGUGUGUCAAUCCCAAGAUGGUUCCACCAUCUCUGGAACAAGCUCGAAUACUUCGGCAGAUUGUUCUUGCUGGUUGUAGUGACCAUGUGGCAAGGCGAAUUCCUGUUGAUACUGUAAAUGAGAGAGGAAUAAAGAAGGCUCAGAUUGGUUAUGAGUGUUUGCUAACUGAUGACGUUGUGUUUAUUCAUCCCACUACUGUUCUGUUUCGGCUCAAGCCAGACUUUGUUGUCUUUCAGGAGCUGUUUGAAACAAGUAAACUGUACAUGAGAAAUUUGUGUGCUGUUGAGCCAGACUGGUUGUCAGUUUUAUCACCGCAUCUUUGUUCAUACUCAAAACCAUUAGAGCAGCCUCCUCCCGAUUAUGACACUCAGACUGGUACUGUUAAGUGCUACAUGACAUCAACGUUUGGUAAACGAUGCUGGUGUUUGUCUGCACAGCGACUAGACUUUCCUGAAGGUUUAGACAAAUUCAAAUGGUUUGCUAGAUUUCUGUUGGAAGGAAAGGUGCUACCGAAAUUGUCAAAGUUUGUUCCUUUAUUACUGAGCAAGCCAUCAACUAUGAUCAAAACUUGGUCAAAGUUGCACAAACGAACAGAGACUCUUCUUGUUGCACUUGUACAGAGAAAUGUCAAUUGCUACAAACAGUUGAAAUUAGAACUGGAAAGCAAUGAGGAAUAUCUGCUCACAGAGUAUUUAGUCUGGGUACCAAAAGACACCCAUAGUGAAGUAAGGCAUAUGUGGCCUCCUAUGUAGGUGAGGAUUUUGAUGUAGUCAUUCAGCAGAGAUGGACAACUAGCAGGCAUAUAUUAUAAAUCAGGAGUUUAGAAGUGUGGUGCAAUGAGACUGUUACUAUUACUAUUACUGCUGUUUCAAGCUACAUGUGAUAUGUGCUUGUAUUUGUGCUGUUACUUUGAUAGUAUGAAGAAGCACUUGAAGUGCAAACCCUCGGCCGGUAUGCACCUUGAAGGUAAAUUAGUCGCGCUAUGACAAAAUCGUAUGACAGAAUGGUAUGAUGUGGGUA